Molecule: messenger RNA, 5044 nt
Organism: Caenorhabditis auriculariae
Lineage: Eukaryota; Metazoa; Nematoda; Chromadorea; Rhabditida; Rhabditidae
Source: the annotation of a GenBank genome assembly
AUGGGUAAGCUUGAAGACAUUUGCGGGAAAUAUGUUUCGAAGCGAGAAGAACGUGAAAAAGUUCUGGAAGCGGUUGAGCGAUGUCUCAAGAAAGGCUAUGACUACGAAAAUAUGAAGGUUUUUUUUGUAAUUUAUGUCAUUUAUCCAUUAUGGAAUUUUCUUGAGCUCUUGUUGCUAUACUGAAAACAGUUUGUUUUGUUCAGUAUUCUGUAGCGUUUGAAGUUCAAAAGACUGUAUGAUCUUUGAACGAUUUUCUUCGUUAUUUUUGGAUUCACCUAUUUUUUUUUUCAGUAUAAGACUGUUCGAGAAAAAUCAUAAAGUAUUCAAAUGAAGAAAGACAAUCACCAUCUUUCAAAAAUCGUUUGAAGAGGUUGUUUUGAUUUGUUUUUGAAUUUUUCCAGUUCAUUAAGGUCCAGCAACAGGAAACGAAUAUUUUAACUGAUAAGGCUCACGCGGGACUAUAAACGAUUCACGUCAUCUUUUCAGGAAAGAGUUUAUUCGGCGCUCUCCGAUUCGCAAAAGGCAAAAAAAGUCGUCACCGCCGUUUGCGAUGAAUAUCCUCAGCUGCGGAAACGUGCGCGGGUAUAAUCCUUUGAAUAAAAAGAAUGAUACCAUCAAUUCCAUUUUCAGUUCGAGGAGAAGGACGAAAACAGAAGCAAACGCGAGAAACUGGAACGGGACAGAAGUCGCGAUCAGAAUGGCAAGAGCAAGGGUCGCGAAAAAGAAAAAGAAAGGGAAAAGGAAAACAGCAAACGGCUACGAGCGAAUCCCGAAGAAGACCAACGGGUUUCCUCCAGAGAAUUCGAACUUUUAAUAAUGAAAAUUUACAGGAAAAGGAGAAGAAGGAACGCCAUCGGCUGGCCCGUGAAGUUUAUCUGAACAAAUUGAAGGAGGACGAGAAAGAACGGACUUCGGUGGUCACUGAAGAGCAACUGAGGUUCGUUUUGAAGGGGAAAACAUGAUUUUCAUCGAAUUUGAAGUUGCUUAAGCUUCAUAGCACGGCUUUUCUCAUUUCAAACCGUUUUAUUGGAAAAUUAUAACAUUUUUUAAAGACCUUAAAGAAGCAUACUAUGAAUAAAAAAAAUUCAUUUUUGUUUAUAACUAGUUUAAUGCGAUUUGAAUCAUACACGGGAAAGUGGCGCCCUCUGGUGAACUCAUUCUUCAAAAUUUUUUCGUUUCUUUUUGAGAAAUGAAAAAUUUUAAUAACAUCGAAACAAGCUUCGAAUACUAGAAAACUGCUCUGAUUGAAAAGAAGGUUACAGAAAGCACCAAUGAUAAAUAUUCCCAGCUCUUCCCAACUUUUUUUUUAACUAGCCAGAAGUAAGAAUAAUCCUUCUAUCGUUUUUUCUUCAGAGCGAAAGAGCUGAUGUACAAAGCGCAGCAGGAGAUCGAGGAACGCAAAAGAGCGUUGGCCGUGGCUUCGGGUGCCCUCCCGCCAGUCGCCGCCAUCGAUCCCGAGGCGGCGGGACUCGCCCCGGUGGCCAAAGGGCUGGCCCUGAGGCCCCAGGAAGCCCUGAUGUUCAUGAACUACUCGAUGGAGAAGAAGAGUCGCGUCGAAGAGUUGAAGGUCCAGCCGAUAAUUAUAAAAUUGUUCUGCGGCACAAGCUAGAGUUCAUUCAGCGCUACUUUGAGAUAAUAUUCAAUACGAAUAGCGAAAUAGUGUGGAAAUUUGAGAGGUUCACACGAUUAAACUAACAGUGAUUGAAGUAUAGCUGUAGCCUCGAGGGAUCUCGAAAAACGUGACAAUUAACUCAUUGCUUUAAAAAACUACUGGUCGCAAGUAUAAUGGUUUCGAAGCCAUGAAAAAGAAUUAUUUUUCAGGCAAAACUGGCAAAAUCAGGCGCGGCGUCUCGUCUGGGCUCAAUAACCGGCAAAACUGGUCAAACAGCGCCGGAAAUCGCCAAAAAGGCGCCACAACAGAUACAGCUAGUCAAGCCGGUGCCACAACAGGAGGAAAAGACGGAUUCGAUCAUCGAGUACUUGGAUCCGCGCAUCGGAACUAAGCCGGCUGAGAGGUGAGUUGCGAGGAGGGGAAAUAUUUGAGGAUUAGAAAACCAUUGGAAUCCGAAUCUCGAAUCUGAUUAACUCGAAAGCGUUUAGCGAAUUUAGAACUUCGAAUUGAAGAGUGCUCUUGUAAUAAUUUGAUUUUUUCCAAUUGCUUUGAAAUUUACGAAUUAGGCAAAGUCAGAUCCUUUUUCCAAGAAAUUCUUCAACUCAUUCGCCAGAAAUUAUCAGAUUUCUCUGCGUCCUCUCAUUUUCGCGUCUAUACCUUGCCAAGAGAAAAGAGGGCGCAGAUAGGUCAUACCAUAAAUUAGCAACUACAGAACUCGAAUAAUCCGGAAGGAGGGGUUGACUUACAAAAAACUUGGAAAAGGAGUAAUAAAGUUAACUUCAACCUAAGGGGGUAGUUUUGGUAUUAACUAAAACAAGUUUUAACCUCAGGGAGGUACUGAUUCUAUUAAAAAUAGAUUUUGGAGGAGGGUUGGCUUUUUAAAUGAUGUGCCUAUAAAUGGGUCAUAUAUUUCAAAUGGUGGCAAAUUUCUGACAAAAAGAAGUACGAAAAUAUUAUCACGGUAUUAUUCAAGGAGACGUCGCGGAUUCGCCUUCCACGAGAAAGGAGAGUUUGAGAAGUUGGCCAACAAGCAGCGUGCAAUGGCGAAACUCGAAAAACUGCAGGUUAAAAUCCCAAGAUCUCACAUGGAAUCGGUUUUUCUUUCUAGUCCGAAGUCUCUUCGGCAGCUCAGUCGACUGGAAUCUCCUCUGCUGUCAAGUUAGCCAUGGUGACGCCUUCCAGCACCGCCCGUGUCGACAGCGGAGUCCCGGACAUCGAGUGGUGGGACUCGGUCGUCCUCGACAAAUUCAAGUUGGUUCUUUCGUUCCUCCUACAGAACCUCCUCUUCCCUUCUCAGUUACGACGAGAUCCCGGAUCUAAACGACGCCGAACGCUUCUCCGAAACUAUUUCCGAACUCGUCGAACAUCCGAUCUCUCUGCGACCACCGACCGAUCCUUUAGUUCCGCAGUACUUGAAGGUAUUUUUUGGCGUUUUCUUCUUACAAAAGCUUUCCAGGUCUAUCUGGCAUCAAAAAAUAAUUGAACUUUUCAGGUCUAUCUCACGUCGAAAGAACAACGAAAGAUUCGCCGGCAGAACCGGAAAGAGGCGCAGAAAGAGAAGACGGAGAAGAUUCGGUUGGGCCUUGAAAAAGCUCCUGAGCCGAAGGUUAGUAAAACGCUAGUUUUUUAGGAUUUAGUUGUAUAUUCAGGUCAAAAUUGGCAACCUGAUGAGAGUGCUGGGAAAUGAGGCGAUCCAGGAUCCGACGAAAAUGGAGGCUCACGUCAGGAAACAGAUGGCUGAGCGGCUCAAAAAGCAUGAACAGGUAGAAUUUUUGGAAGAAUGCUGCCCCUCAGGCCCAUUCAAGAGAUGAAUUAGCAAAAAUGAAGGGACCACUUGAGUAGUGCGGCAAGAUAGCAUUCAAGGAUCAGCUGCAGUGGAAAAGAAAAUACUAGAAGCUCUUUAAGACUCAUGAACAACGAGCAAAAAGAUGCCUAAAAUCGGAAAAAAAAAAGAUUUAUUCAUAAUAAGUAUCUAGGGAUCUCCUCAAGUGGUCAAUUGAACUUUCAUGAGCAUUACUAUUCGGAUUUCAUUUUUCUUUCAGUCAAACGCCGAUCGGAAGCUCAGCGACGAGCAGAAAGGAAUGAAGAAAACUAAACGAUUGGCCGAAGACACAUCCAUUUCCGUCCAUGUCUCCAUUUACAGGUUUCAAAAUGAUUUCAGACUCUUAAACCUCAUUUUUUAAUUAGUAUGUCAAAGGAUAGGUUCAGUUUAAGAAAAGAAGACGAAUUUUUCAGAUGACUGGCUAAUUUUUAGGAUUUUGCUUUUUCAAGCUUCUUAAUAAAUACAUGUUUUCUUUGUUGUAGAGUCAAGUCUCUUCUGCAUCCGUCGAAGAAGUUCAAAGUGGAGAUGAACGCCAAACAACUUCAGAUGACUGGAGUCGUCAUGCUGCACAAGACGAUGAACGUCGUCGUCGUCGAAGGAGGUUCGACUGAAAAAAACGAAUUUUUUUAGAUUUUUUAUAAUACAUUUUUUUAGGUCAUUGAUUUAACUGAAGGGUAGAGUAAUGACUGUGAUUCAAUAAGACAACUUUUCAAAAAGAUAGAGAAUUUUGAACCUUUUUUAUCUGAUCAACGCCGAACUCAAAUGGAGAGGUUAAAAGCCUUACCGAGGCUAAAGGGGUUUGAACUAUGCUUUCUAUCAGAAACUUUGAAAAACUCUUGACCAUUUUUAAAACGAGUAAAAUUUUUAGUUUGCUCUAAUUUACUAAAUUAUGACUACCCUAAAAGUUUUAAAUCAAAAAAUGGUCAUUCAGGACCAAAACAGCAAAAGUUCUACAAAAAUCUGAUGCUCAACCGCAUUAAAUGGACCGACGAGAUCAUUGGCCAGAAGAAAGACGCCGAGAAGGACGCUCCCGGCGAGAGGAAUGCAUGCGAAUUGGUAAGAUUCAGGCUACAUGUGAAGAAGAGCCACAUUGGCACACAGGAAUCUAGUUUCGAAAUAAGAUUUUUAUGCGGUCUGAAUUAGAUCGUUUUAAAAGAAAUUGCACACAAAUUGGUACCAAAAUCUCAUUUUUCACUCCUCGUUCUUUUUCAAGUCAUGUAGUUUCAUUGUGGGAAGCUGGAAAAGUCGAUCUGUUUUUUUUUGAUGGCUAAUUUAUGAAGUUUUUCGAAACUGUUCGAAAAAAAAUGAGCCUCUAUAAGGAACCAACCGAGUUUUCCCCUUCAUUAUUUGCCCCUAAAAUCGGUCCUGAAAGAUUUUUUUUUCAUUACAGGUAUGGGAAGGACAGGUGAAACGACGAUGCUUCCGAGAUUUCACCGUUCAUACGGCUACCCUGGAGAAACAGGUGAAAAACUUUGGGUUUUGAAAUAUUUUAUCAUUAUUUUCUUCAGGCCCGAGAAUUUUUCGAAAAACAUGCCGUCGCGCAGUACUGGGACCUGUGCUACAGUACAACCGUUCUUCUGGAAGGACAGGACAUUUUGCCGACUUGUUGA